AUGACCGCAGAUGACGAAGAUUCUAAUGGAUCUGUUCACAACCUCGCCAAUGGCAAGAUCGACGACUACAGGCAUCUCCUUGGAUCUACAGAGGACACGCCGGCCUGGAGUGCAGAGUCUCCUACCGACUCAGUCAACAAUGACACUCGACCCCCCUCGCUGAGGCAGUCCUCCCUCUCCCACCCUCGACCCGAUGGCACUCCCCGAACGACGAACCGAGUGCGGUUCGACAUCGACGAGUCAUCGAAUACCCAAGCUCGAGAAGAUUGGGUUGAAGAGGAGGAUUACCUCACUUCUCCCAGCCAGCAUGCUCCUCUAUUGACAGACAUCACUCCCCCAACCGAGUCUCCCUUUCUCUCCGAAUCCUUUCAGCCAGAAGACCACUUGCCUGAUGCUAGACCCAAGAGUGGAAUGCGCAGUGCGUUUAUGAACAUGGCCAAUUCGAUCAUUGGGGCGGGGAUUAUAGGCCAGCCGUAUGCAUUUCGGCAAGCUGGCAUGACCAUGGGAAUAAUACUGCUGGUAUCGCUGACAGUCACGGUGGACUGGACGAUUCGCUUGAUCGUCAUCAACAGCAAACUGUCGGGAGCAGAUUCCUUUCAGGCGACCAUGCAGCAUUGCUUUGGGUCCAGUGGGUUGGUCGCCAUUUCGGUUGCACAGUGGGCGUUCGCAUUUGGCGGCAUGAUUGCUUUUUGUAUAAUUGUUGGAGACACCAUCCCGCACGUUAUCGAAGCAUUGAUCCCCGGACUGAGGGAUAUCCCAUUUCUAUGGCUUCUGACCGACCGAAGAGCUGUCAUAGUCCUUUUCAUUCUGACUAUCAGCUGGCCGUUGAGUCUUUACAGGGAUAUUGCAAAGCUCGCAAAAGCAUCUACACUGGCGUUGAUCAGCAUGAUGAUCAUCAUUGUGACGGUUGUCACGCAGGGAGCCAUUGUCGAUUCGGAACUGCGGGGGAGUCUGAAAGGGCUGCUCUUCGUCAAUGAUGGAUUCUUUCAGGCCGUUGGAGUGAUUUCGUUUGCUUUUGUCUGCCAUCAUAAUUCCCUACUGAUCUACGGCUCUCUCAAAACACCUACCCUAGACCGAUUUUCCACUGUGACCCAUUACAGCACCUUCAUCUCCCUGAUUGCCUGCCUCGUCAUGGCUCUAGCGGGGUUUCUCACGUUUGGCGACAAGACCAAGGGCAACGUCUUGAACAAUUUCCCGUCGCAGGGGCAUGUGGUGGUUCAGAUCGCCCGAUUGUGUUUUGGGCUCAACAUGCUCACCACCCUUCCCCUCGAGUGUUUUGUUUGCAGAGAAGUCAUGAACAACUAUUGGUUUCCCGAGGAGCCCUACCAACCCAACCGACAUUUAAUCUUUAGCAGCGCCCUUGUGGUCAGUGCCAUGGCCAUCAGCUUGAUCACGUGUGACCUGGGGGCCGUUUUCGAGCUGAUCGGGGCGACGAGUGCGUGUGCGCUGGCUUACAUUCUACCGCCGUUGUGUUAUAUCAAGCUCAGCACUAGAAGCUGGAAGACGAUACCAGCCGUGGCCUGCAUUGUGUUUGGAUUUGCGGUCAUGGGUGUGAGUUUGGUGCUGGCCAUGAAGAAGAUGAUCAAAAACGAGGAGGAGCCCCAUCAGUGUUAG
Molecule: messenger RNA, 1614 nt
Organism: Fonsecaea pedrosoi CBS 271.37
Lineage: Eukaryota; Fungi; Ascomycota; Eurotiomycetes; Chaetothyriales; Herpotrichiellaceae
Exons: 4
Coding region: 1-1614 (537 amino acids)
Biological process (GO): amino acid transmembrane transport
Cellular component (GO): endoplasmic reticulum
Molecular function (GO): amino acid transmembrane transporter activity
Source: RefSeq, a predicted model, not a curated record